Molecule: messenger RNA, 235 nt
Organism: Cetraspora pellucida
Lineage: Eukaryota; Fungi; Glomeromycota; Glomeromycetes; Diversisporales; Gigasporaceae
Source: the annotation of a GenBank genome assembly
AUAUUACUGAAUCUGAAGAUUCUACUAUAAAUGGUACUAUAGUAGAAGAUACUGAAAUGAAAAGUCCUGAAUUAGAAGGUCUCAGAUUAGAAGAUCCCAAAUUAGGAGUUUCUGAAUUAGAAGGUCUCGAAUUAGAAAGCAUGAAAAGUCCUGAAUUAAAAGGCAUGCAGGGUCCCAAAUUAGAAAGCAUAGAAGGUUCUGAAUUUGGUAAUCCUGAAUUAAGUUCCGAAUUUGA